Messenger RNA from Grus americana (Whooping crane), 6892 nucleotides. RefSeq names its product dedicator of cytokinesis 1 (gene DOCK1). NCBI's taxonomy places the organism in Eukaryota, Metazoa, Chordata, Aves, Gruiformes, Gruidae. The record is from RefSeq and is a predicted model, not a curated record. The transcript has 52 exons. Bases 170 to 5761 code for a protein of 1863 amino acids. Gene Ontology annotation, biological process: small GTPase-mediated signal transduction; cell migration. Gene Ontology annotation, cellular component: plasma membrane; cytoplasm. Gene Ontology annotation, molecular function: guanyl-nucleotide exchange factor activity; small GTPase binding.
CGCGGCGGGGCAGCCGGCCGGCCGGGGCGCCAGGCCGCUGGCUCCGCCCGCACCACAUGACUCCGCCGUCGGUAGAAACUUUUCCCGUCCCGCGGUUGGAAAAUGGCGGCGUAGGAGCGGGGCUCUCGCAUCCCCGCCCGGUCCGGCCGUCCCCACGGCCCCCAGCGCCAUGACCCGCUGGGUCCCCACCAAAAGGGAGGAAAAAUACGGCGUAGCUCUCUACAACUACGACGCGAGGGGACCAGAUGAACUGUCCUUACAAAUAGGUGACACCGUGCACAUUCUGGAAACAUAUGAAGGUUGGUACAGAGGUUAUACACUACGAAAAAAAUCCAAGAAGGGCAUUUUUCCUGCCUCCUAUGUCCAUCUUAAGGAAGCAAUAGUUGAAGGCAAAGGACAACAUGAAACAGUUAUACCCAAUGAGCUCCCCUUGAUUCAGGAGGUUACCACUACGCUGCGGGAAUGGUCUAUAAUAUGGCGGCAAUUAUAUGUUCAAGAUAACAGAGAAAUGUUUCGCAGCGUACGGCACAUGAUCUAUGAUCUUAUUGAGUGGAGAUCUCAAAUACUGUCUGGGACCUUACCCCAAGAUGAGCUCAAAGAACUGAAAAAGAAAGUGACUGCCAAAAUUGAUUAUGGCAACAGAAUUCUUGAUUUAGAUCUGGUCGUUAGAGAUGAAGAUGGCAACAUUUUGGACCCAGAGCAGACCAGCACGAUUAGCCUUUUCAGAGCACAUGAAAUAGCUUCCAAGCAAGUUGAAGAGAGGCUGCAGGAGGAAAAAUCUCAGAAACAGAAUAUUGAUAUCAACAGACAAGCCAAGUUUGCUGCCACUCCUUCAUUUGCUUUGUUUGUAAAUUUAAAAAAUGUAGUCUGUAAAAUAGGAGAAGAUGCUGAAGUCCUGAUGUCUCUGUAUGAUCCACUGGAAUCAAAAUUCAUCAGUGAGAACUACUUGGUGCGAUGGUCGAGCUGUGGACUCCCCAAAGAUAUAGACAGAUUGCAUAACCUUCGAGCAGUAUUCACCGACCUGGGCAGCAAAGACCUGAAAAGAGAGAAAAUCAGUUUCGUCUGUCAGAUCGUGCGAGUGGGCAGAAUGGAGCUGAGGGACAACAACACAAGGAAACUAACUUCUGGGCUGCGGCGACCUUUUGGAGUAGCAGUAAUGGAUGUUACUGACAUAAUUAACGGAAAAGUUGACGAUGAGGACAAACAGCACUUCAUACCAUUUCAACCGGUGGCAGGGGAGAAUGAUUUCCUUCAGACUGUUAUAAACAAAGUGAUUGCUGCUAAAGAAGUUAACCACAAGGGUCAGGGUUUGUGGGUGACUUUGAAGCUUCUUCCAGGAGAUAUUCAUCAGAUUAGGAAAGAGUUUCCACACUUAGUGGAUAGGUCAACAGCCGUGGCUCGGAAAAUGGGGUUUCCUGAGAUUAUCAUGCCUGGUGAUGUUCGUAAUGACAUCUAUGUGACGUUGGUUCAGGGAGAUUUUGACAAAGGCAGUAAAACAACAGCAAAGAAUGUAGAAGUUACAGUAUCUGUUUAUGAUGAAGAUGGCAAAAGAUUAGAGAGUGUUAUAUAUCCUGGCGCUGGUGAUGAAGCCAUCUCGGAAUACAAGUCAGUAAUAUAUUACCAAGUAAAGCAACCUCGCUGGUUUGAGACUGUAAAGGUCGCAAUCCCCAUUGAAGAUGUGAACCGCAGUCAUUUAAGGUUCACGUUCCGUCAUAGAUCAUCACAGGACUCCAAAGAUAAAUCUGAGAAAAUAUUUGCCCUAGCAUUUGUGAAGCUCAUGAGAUAUGAUGGAACAACUUUGAGAGAUGGAGAACACGACCUUAUAGUUUACAAGGCAGAAGCAAAGAAGCUGGAGGAUGCCUCGACAUACUUAAGUCUUCCAUCCACUAAAAUAGAAUUGGAGGAGAAGGGACACUCUGCAACGGGGAAGAGCAUGCAGAACCUUGGAAGCUGCACCAUCAGCAAAGACUCUUUCCAGAUUUCUACUCUAGUUUGUUCAACAAAACUUACGCAGAACGUUGAUCUGCUGGGACUUCUGAAAUGGCGAUCUAACACGAACUUGUUGCAGCAGAAUUUGAAGCAGCUGAUGAAGGUCGAUGGUGGUGAAGUGGUUAAGUUUCUUCAAGAUACAUUGGAUGCACUUUUUAACAUAAUGAUGGAGAACUCGGAGAGUGAGACAUUUGACACGUUAGUGUUUGACGCUUUGGUGUUUAUCAUUGGACUGAUUGCUGACAGAAAAUUUCAACAUUUUAAUCCUGUCUUGGAAACCUACAUUAAGAAGCAUUUCAGUGCUACAUUAGCCUACACAAAACUGACUAAAGUUUUAAAAACGUACGUGGAUAAUGCUGAGAAGUGUGGUAUCACUGAUCAGCUCUUUAAAGCUAUGAAAGCUUUGGAGUACAUCUUCAAGUUCAUAGUCCGGUCCAGGAUAUUGUUCAAUCAACUUUAUGAAAACAAAGGAGAAGCAGACUUCAGGGAAUCUCUGCUGCAGCUCUUUAAGUCCAUCAAUGAGAUGAUGAGCAGCAUCUCUGAUCAAACUGUCAUAGUGAAGGGGGCAGCACUUAAAUACUUGCCAGCUAUUGUCAACGAUGUGAAAUUAGUAUUUGAUCCAAAAGAACUCAGCAAACUCUUUACUGAAUUCAUCCUAAACGUUCCUGUGAGCCGGCUCACCAUCCAGAAGCUAUACUGCUUGAUAGAAAUAGUUCACAGUGACCUCUUCACGCAGCACGACUGCAGGGAAAUCUUGCUGCCAACAAUGACAGAUCAGCUGAAGUAUCACUUGGAAAGACAAGAAGAUUUGGAGGCUUGCUGCCAGUUGCUGAGUAACAUCCUGGAAGUGCUUUACAAGAAGGAUGUGGGGCCAACGCAACGACAUGUCCAGAUAAUCAUGGAAAAGCUAUUGAGGACAGUAAACAGAACAGUCAUUUCCAUGGGACGUGAUUCGGAGCUCAUUGGGAGUUUUGUUGCAUGCAUGACUGCCAUUUUAAGGCAAAUGGAGGACUAUCACUAUGCUCAUUUAAUCAAGACGUUUGGAAAGAUGAGGUCGGAUGUUGUGGAUUUCCUGAUGGAAACAUUCAUCAUGUUCAAGAAUCUCAUUGGGAAGAAUGUCUAUCCCUUCGACUGGGUUAUAAUGAACAUGAUGCAGAAUAAAGUCUUCCUGCGAGCAAUUAAUCAGUAUGCAGAUAUGCUAAACAAAAAAUUUCUUGAUCAAGCCAACUUUGAGUUACAGCUUUGGAACAACUACUUCCACCUGGCUGUUGCUUUUCUCACACAAGAGUCUUUACAACUGGAGAAUUUUUCAAGUGCUAAAAGAGCGAAAAUACUUAACAAGUACGGUGAUAUGAGAAGGCAGAUCGGUUUUGAAAUCAGGGAUAUGUGGUAUAAUCUGGGUCAGCAUAAAAUCAAGUUCAUCCCAGAAAUGGUGGGACCUAUCUUGGAAAUGACGCUGAUCCCUGAAACCGAACUUCGAAAAGCUACAAUCCCAAUCUUCUUUGAUAUGAUGCAGUGUGAAUUUCAUUCUACUAGAAGCUUCCAGAUGUUUGAAAAUGAGAUCAUCACGAAACUGGAUCAUGAAGUGGAAGGAGGCAGAGGAGACGAACAGUACAAAGUGUUAUUUGACAAAAUUCUCUUGGAGCACUGCAGAAAACACAAAUACCUGGCUAAGAGCGGAGAAACUUUUGUGAAACUUGUUGUCCGCUUAAUGGAGAGGUUGUUGGACUACAGGACCAUAAUGCAUGACGAGAACAAGGAGAACCGCAUGAGCUGUACUGUCAACGUGCUGAAUUUCUACAAGGAGAUUGAGAGAGAAGAAAUGUACAUAAGGUAUUUGUACAAACUGUGUGACCUGCACAAAGAAUGCGAUAACUAUACGGAAGCUGCCUACACGUUACUUCUGCAUGCAAAGCUUCUUAAGUGGUCAGAAGAAGCAUGUGCAGCACAUCUUACCCAGCGGGAUGGAUACCAGGCUGCUACUCAAGGACAGUUGAAAGAUCAACUCUAUCAAGAAAUUAUCCAUUACUUUGACAAGGGCAAGAUGUGGGAAGAGGCCAUUGCCUUGGGUAAAGAACUUGCAGAACAGUAUGAAAAUGAAAUGUUUGAUUAUGAACAACUCAGUGAACUGCUGAGAAAGCAAGCCCAGUUCUAUGAGAACAUUGUGAAAGUCAUAAGACCAAAACCAGACUACUUUGCUGUUGGGUACUACGGCCAGGGAUUUCCAACAUUCAUAAGGAACAAAGUCUUCAUUUACCGGGGAAAGGAGUACGAACGCCGUGAAGACUUCGAAGCAAGGUUAUUGACUCAGUUUCCAAAUGCAGAAAAAAUGAAAACGACGUCUCCGCCGGGCGAUGACAUUAAAAACUCCUCCGGCCAGUAUAUUCAGUGCUUUACUGUAAAGCCGAAACUGGAUUUACCGUCUAAAUUUCACAGGCCAGUGUCAGAACAAAUCGUGAGUUUCUAUAGGGUGAAUGAAGUCCAACGGUUUGAGUAUUCACGCCCUGUUCGAAAAGGAGAGAAAAACCCAGACAAUGAAUUUGCGAAUAUGUGGAUUGAGAGAACCAUCUAUGUGACAGCGUAUAAAUUACCAGGGAUUCUGAGGUGGUUUGAAGUCAAAUCAGUUUUCAUGGUUGAAAUUAGUCCCCUGGAAAAUGCAAUAGAAACCAUGCAGCUAACAAAUGAUAAGAUCAACAAUAUGGUUCAACAGCAUUUAAAUGAUCCAAAUCUACCCAUUAACCCGCUCUCAAUGCUGCUUAACGGCAUUGUGGAUCCCGCAGUCAUGGGAGGGUUCACAAACUACGAGAAGGCUUUUUUUACUGAAAAAUAUAUGCAUGAGCAUCCAGAAGAUCACGACAAGAUUGAAAAACUGAAGGAUCUGAUCGCUUGGCAGAUCCCGUUCCUGGCGGAAGGCAUCCGGAUCCACGGGGAGAAGGUGACAGAGGCGCUGCGGCCCUUCCACGAGCGGAUGGAGGCUUGCUUCAGGCAGCUGAAAGACAAAGUGGAAAAACAGUACGGCGUCCGCGCUGUCCUUUCAAGUCUGGACGACAGACGGGGCAGUCGGCCACGGUCUAUGGUGAGGUCCUUCACGAUGCCAUCAUCUUCAAGACCCCUCUCCGUUGCAUCGGUGUCUUCCAUCUCCUCUGACAGCACACCUUCUCGACCGGGCUCGGAUGGGUUUGUGCUGGAGCCCCUCCUGCCAAAAAAGAUGCAUUCUAGGUCUCAAGAUAAAUUGGACAAGGAUGACCUAGAUAAAGAUAAGAAAGAAAAGAAGAAGGAGAAAAGGAACAGCAAGCAUCAGGAGAUAUUUGAUAAAGAAUUUAAAUCUACUGAUAUUUCUCUGCAGCAGUCUGAAGCAGUGAUCCUUUCAGAAACGAUUAGCCCACUAAGACCACAGAGACCAAAAAGCCAAGUCAUAAACGUCAUUUCAAGUGAAAGACGUUUCUCCGUCUCUCCAUCGUCUCCCAGCUCCCAAGCGACGCCACCACCAAUUACACCACGGACAAAACUUUCUUUCGGCAUCCAGUCCAAUCUGGAGCUGAAUGGUAUGUCCAGCUCUGACAUCCCUGACGUUCCUCCUCCUCUGCCUCUCAAAGGAAGCAUGGCUGAUUAUGGGAACCUCAUGGAAAGUCAAGACUUGAUCAGCCCGGCGACCUCCCCCCCUGCCCAUCAAAGGCACCUGCCGCCUCCGCUCCCCAGCAAGACUCCCCCGCCUCCGCCUCCAAAGACAACUCGGAAGCAAACGUCUGUUGACUCUGGGAUUGUCCAGUGAAGAAGGAAGCGUUUUUUCCAAAGAUAAAGCUGUAACAAUUCAUUUCCCUAAGUAUUUUAUGGUAUAUAAUGUUUACCUCAUUCAGGCGUGCAGUAUCUAACAUUUAGUGCAAUGACUCUAACUCCGUAAGAAAUCCAUUUCUAGCUGUGUGUGGGAACCAACACUACAUUGCCCCUCUUUCUGGGGUUAUUCCCUCCCGUAACUUGAAAGAAAUCUGGAUUUCUACUUGAGACCGGGAGGUAUUCAUCAACUGACAGUGCCCUCUUCCUAAACCUUCUCCCUGCUUCUUCUGAAUAACUUCAGGCACAUAGGUAGCUGUGGACAUUAAAAUGAGAGUUGAAUAUUUUGUACCUAAAGCAUUCAGGUAGCUGUGGAGUUUAAAAUGAGCUGAGUAUUUUGUACCUGAUCUCAGCGUAUAUAGGAAUCGAUGAUGAUAUUCACAUUGAAUUCAGUGCAUGUUGGAGUAGGCUUCACAGUAAGAAGAAGCUGCCGUAGGAUUUCCCCAAAUAACGGUUCUGCCCAGGGCUAAAAAUCAGACACGGCUUAUUUGUGAAAUGUGCCUUCUCUUUAAUUGUUCUGUGUUACAAAUAAACCGAUCGCUAAUGGGCUUUGUAAAAUUAGUCGUUGGUGAUCAGUCAUUUCCAUUUUUGUUCAGUUGGCCCUUCUUCUGGGUGCUGAUCGAAGGGUAAAGCGAGGAAGCCUUUUAGCUGCUGAGCGUAUAGGAAAAGGAACGGAGUAGGCAGGUAGGAGACUCCUGGUCGUUCUGAACGCAGCAGUCGACGACAAGAAUGGGAAGAGCUUCUUCUUUUCUUCUUUAAUGUGUAAUAUUUCAUGUGGAUUAGGAUGAACUGAAUGGAAUCACUUUGUCCUUGUGCCAUCAUUCUGUACAGCGUUUGUAUAUAUGAUGGUUUUUAGAAUGUUUUAAUUUUUAUGGUGCCUGCUUUUCAUGUAAUAAUGAAUUAAUGUACCUGCAAAGAAUGCCUUACAUAUUUUUAAUUUCCUAAUUGCUGAAAGUGUAAAAAAAAAAGGCAAUUUUUUUUCCCAGAUAUUAGGCUCUGAGACAUAUUGGACAAUGGUGGGGUGGGGUGUUGGGAGGGAGGAAGGAAACUAACUUUAGCAUUUUUUAUUGUC